This is a messenger RNA of Myiozetetes cayanensis, 1823 nucleotides long. RefSeq names its product shisa family member 4 (gene SHISA4). Lineage: Eukaryota; Metazoa; Chordata; Aves; Passeriformes; Tyrannidae. The record is from RefSeq and is a predicted model, not a curated record.
CACCGAGCAGGGACCGACCGAGCGCCACCGGCUGCGGCGUCACUGCGGGCCUGAGCCCGCCCCGCACCGGGGACACCGGGGCACACCGGGAGACACCGGGAGGCACCGGGAGACAUCGGGAAGCACCGGCGGACACUCGGAGAGGCACUGCGGCACCGGGAGACAGCGGCACCGGCAGGCACCGACAGGCACCGGGAGGCACCAGGCUGCGCUAGGGGACACCGGGAGACAGCGGGAGGAACCGGGAGGCACCGGCAGGCACCGGGAGGCACCGGGAGCGGCCCCGCGGCCCCGGCAGGAACCGAGAGGAACCGGGAGGCACCAGGAGCGGCCCCGGUGCCGCAGCGCAGCCUCCGCCCCCGUCCCGGACAGCGCUGAGCGCGGACAGCGGGCCCGGCCCCGCCAUGGGGCCCGGCGGCCCCGGGGGAGGGUGGCCCCUGGCCGGGACCCUGCUGGUGGCCGUGGCCACCUCGAUGGUGGCCGGGGGCGAGGACUGCCUGUGGUACGUGGACAGGAACGGCUCGUGGCACCCGGGCUUCGACUGUGAGUUCUUCACCUUCUGCUGCGGGACCUGCCACCAGCGCUACUGCUGCAGGGACCCCCUGCGCCUGCUCACCGAGCGCCAGCAGCGCCACUGCCUCGCCUUCAGCCCCAAGACCAUCGCGGGCAUCGCCUCGGCCGUGGUGCUUUUCAUCGCCAUCGUCACGACCAUCGUGUGCUGCUUCAUGUGCUCCUGCUGUUACCUGUACCAGCGGCGCAGGGCCCCGCCCACCCCUGGCAGGUGCCCAGAGAUCCCCCUGUCCAGCUACCCGCGGCCCCCGGCCCCGUUCCCCGUGGACCCCAAAGUCGGCCCCGCCCCUCAGCCCGGCUUCACCCCCAUGGCCAUGUACCCCCUCCCAGCCGCCCAGUACCCCGUGUACCCCUCAGGGGGUGACCCCCCCGUGUGCUCCCCCGCAGCACCCCCACCCUACGUGCCGGCAUAGCCCAACUAUCCCGGAGCCUGGGCCCCCGGGCACCCCCGCACCCGCCGCCUGCCAGCGGGGCCGGGCUGGGGACCCCCGUGCCCCCCCCGAGGCGCUGGGGGGGUGUCCCGGCGCGGGGGGGUUGCGGUGGCAGCAGCACAGGGCGGCCCUUGUCCCGCACACUGGGCCCUUUGUGGGGGACACCCCCCCCGCCUCUGGGUGCCAACGGGCCCGGCCACGCGCAGGGGGCCCCCCGAGGGCCGCGCGCUGCUGCCCCCCCUGCACGACCGUCUCUGGAUACCCCCCCACACCCCCGGGGGUCUUCGCCCCCCCCCGGGGUCGGCAUUAAACCACUUCUUGUGCCCACGCUGUGUCGGUUCGGUGGCUCCGGAAUGGGGGGAGGGGGGCCAGAACCCCCCCAGUCCCACCCCGGGAAUGUCAGAGUUGGGGGGGGACACAAAUCCAUAAAUCCCUUCUGCUCCCGGGGCUUCAGCACCUCGGGAUGUGCUUGGGAUGGGCAAUUCCCACCAAAUCGCCCUGGGAGCGUUGCCCCCCCCCGUCCCCCCCCAAAAUUAGGGCACGAAACCACGCCCGGGCACAUUUUGGGUGAGAAAACAGCCAAUCCUGCCUGGGAGGAGGGGGACAGUUCCCCCAUCCCCCCCCUCUCCUGAUCAGGUCCCCUGGGGGGGCAGGGGGGUCACCCCAAUGGUUGCUCCUGGUGGGAUUCAUCCCCACCCCAAACCAUCACCAGGACCUGGGGAGGGAAUAUUUGGGAUUUGGGAUCACCUUUGCUUCCAGUGGAGGGAAAAGCCAGGUGGCCCCCCCGGGGGUGCAACUCCACCCUCCAAAAUCCCCCCAAAA